Molecule: messenger RNA, 1119 nt
Organism: Penicillium nucicola
Lineage: Eukaryota; Fungi; Ascomycota; Eurotiomycetes; Eurotiales; Aspergillaceae
Product: putative aminotransferase
Exons: 6
Coding region: 1-1119 (372 amino acids)
Source: RefSeq, a predicted model, not a curated record
AUGGACGCUCUCGAUGUGACAGCAGCUCGUGCUUGCUUCCCUGCUCUACAGCAGGAUCAGGUGUUCAUGGAUAAUGCAGGGGGCAGUCAAGUUCUGGGGAGUGUGGCGGACUCCAUCCAUGCAUACCUUUUGAACACGAAUGUCCAGCUUGGUGCGACCUAUGGAGUGUCCAAGGCUUCAACCGCUGCAUAUUCAGAUGCAUAUCAAGUUGCGGCAGAGUUCAUUAAUGCUGCCACUGAAGAGAUUAGUAUUGGUGUUUCAACCACUCAGCUCCUGCACAACAUCUCGACAGCCCUGAAAUUCCAGCCUGGCGACGAGCUCAUUCUGUCCAAACUCAACCAUGAGGCUAACACCGCCCCGUGGGUCCAAGUUGCAGAGCGAUUGGGCUUGAGAGUGAAGUGGUGGGCUGCUUCUGAUCCUCAGAAUCCCGUCUGUGAUCCUGCUGAAUUGAAGCCUUUGCUCUCCAAUAAGACUCGGCUGGUGUCAUGCCCACACGCAUCCAAUAUUACCGGGACCAUUAGCCCGGUCCGAGAGAUUGCAGAUGCAGUCCAUGCAUAUCCUCGGGCCUUCUCUUGGUACAAAGUGUAUGGGCCUCAUCUGGCCCAACUCUAUGCCUCGUCCCAUAUCCAUGACCAGAUCCAGUCGCUGGGCCAUUUCUUCAAGGCCCACAACACCUUGGAUCUGAAGCUGAACCUGGCAUCUGCCAAUUAUGAGCUGACCCAGAGCAUUCCCCGCGUUGUGGAGUACUUUGGCUCCCCCCCUCGCACACGCUGGGCCAAGAUGGCGGAGCACGAAGAGCGGCUGCAGCAGAUCCUCCUGGAGUUCUUGGCUGCCCAUCCCUCCAUUACUAUUAUUGGAGAGCCCUCUGCCGACCAGGCGCUCCGUGUCCCGGUGAUCAGCUUUGUGGUCCAGGGCAUGGGCAGCCAACAGCUGGUGGACGCCGUUGAGCGCCGAUCGGCGUUUGGAUUCCGCAGUGGUCAUAUGUACAGCCACCGGUUGCUGGCCGAGGUGUGUGGGCUGCCCGAUGUGGAGGAUGGGGUGGUGCGGGUCAGCUUGCUGCAUUAUAACACCGAGGCCGAAGUGCAGGGGCUGGUCGCACUGCUGCGAGAGGUAGUGUGA